This is a messenger RNA of Acytostelium subglobosum LB1, 1401 nucleotides long. RefSeq lists its product as hypothetical. The transcript has a single exon. Gene Ontology annotation, cellular component: membrane. The record is from RefSeq and is a predicted model, not a curated record. The annotation marks the transcript as partial. Gene Ontology annotation, molecular function: serine-type endopeptidase activity. Gene Ontology annotation, biological process: proteolysis. NCBI's taxonomy places the organism in Eukaryota, Evosea, Eumycetozoa, Acytosteliales, Acytosteliaceae.
AUGACUGUCGGCGAUAACAAUAAUAACGAUGAUCGUUCAAUCAACAAUAAGAUGACACUCAGAGGUGCCGCCAACACUAUAAAGCACAGUGUGGGAUUGUACUUUGGAGUGGUCGACCAACCAAAUCAAAACAGCAAUGGCCAGAACAGUGACAAUCCAUACUGGAUGCAACAGGGCUUCUGGGAGCAAAACCAACCUCAACCAUCUUUAAAACUACAACAACAGCAACGAGCUGAUUUGGAAAUGGCACCACUUCCUCCUUCCUAUGCUUCACAUGACUUUACCCAGCAACCACUACCACAACAACAACAACCACAAUCUUACACGCCAACUGGCGAAACACACACCGCAUCAGCUCCAACACUCGAUUACUACCCACCAGAGAUGGUUGAUGCUGAUGGAGGUGCUGGUCCGGCUCGUCGUGCCCGUGGAAGAGGCCGUGGCAGAGGUGGAUACCCAACACAAGAGUCUGGUAGAUUCGAUCAGAGCACUGACUCGGCACCAACUGCACCACUCACUCCCAUGACACCAAUGGGAGCCAGCAGUCUUAGACCGAUGCCUCGUCGUGGAGUCUCAUCGUUCAACCUCAAGGACGACGAUGUAUCAGCUCCACCUCCACCUCCACAGUACUAUCCAUUCUUUGCCAUUCUGAUCAGUUUGGUGGACGUAGCUGUACUGGUUUGGGAGAUCAUACUAAACAAGGGCUUUGAGCCAUGGAAGGUCAAUCCAUGGUUUGGACCAUCGGCCUCAGUGCUCCUUCAGGCUGGAGCCAAGUACACACCCUACAUGCUCGCUGGUGAAUGGUGGCGUUUCUUCUCUCCAAUGUUCCUUCACGUUGGAGUGUUCCACUUGCUGAUGAACCUCAUGACACAACUGCGCAUUGGCAUGCAGCUAGAGCGACAGUAUGGCUCACACCGUAUCGUUCCCAUCUACUUGCUCUGUGGUGUGAUGGGUAACCUGUGCUCUGCGAUCUUCCUGCCACUAUCGGUCCAGGCAGGAGCGUCUGGCGCCAUCUUUGGAUUCCUUGGCGUGCUGGUCACCGAUCUGUUCCGCAACUGGAGUCUCCUCAAGAGUCCGGUGAUCAACUGCUGCUCACUGCUCUUCACGGUGGUGUCAUCGUUUGCCGUUGGUCUGCUACUGCCUGGUGUGGAUAACUUUGCACAUUUGGGAGGCUUCAUCAUGGGCAUCCUCGGCAGUCUCAUCUUCCUGCCCAGUCUGACGCCCAAGCGAGCAGUUGGCAAACGAGUAUGUCUGGUGAUCAUCGUGCUGCCAUUGACCGUGGCAGUCUUUAUCACAUUGUUUGCAGUGUUUUACCGCCAGAUUCCAACAGAGACCUGGUGUCCCGCUUGCAAGUAUGUCACAUGUCUACAGUUCCUCAGUUGGUGCAAGGCUGGCAACAGU